UUUCCAGUUCUAGAGAAUUUAGUAUUUACUCCAACAUCAAAUUUACAAAUUAUUCACAAUACACCAGAUUUUUUCAAGAGAUUUUUAGAACCAGUUUCAACCACUCUAAAAGCAUUAAGGCUAACAAAUUUUCAAACAUUCACUAUACCUUUAAAUCAUAACUCUAUGGAAUUAUCAUUACCAAAUAUACAAAGUUUAUAUAUUGGUGAUAAUCAAUCAAACUCAAUAUUAGAUCCAAACGAACCUAUGCAAUUUAAAGAGUUGGUUGUUAACGGUACAAAUGAUUCAUUUUUAAAUAUACAUAAUAUCCACCAAUAUGUCGAUAUAUUAAGAGUUAUAUAA
This is a messenger RNA of Dictyostelium purpureum, 342 nucleotides long. RefSeq lists its product as uncharacterized. The annotation marks the transcript as partial. The transcript has a single exon. The record is from RefSeq and is a predicted model, not a curated record. Lineage: Eukaryota; Evosea; Eumycetozoa; Dictyosteliales; Dictyosteliaceae.